AUGCCGAAUUUGAAUCGAGGAGCCUACACUCCUCUCGGAAAUGAUGAAUUUUAUGGAGAGGAUGAUAUUAGUCUUGUUACAAAUCCAACGACAAGAGCUGUGAAUGAAGAAGAAAUUCAUAAUAAUAAUUUUGGGGGAAGCUCAACAAACACUUCGGAACGAAAAUUUGUUUCAUUUGCUGAGAAAGUGAGCAGAACGGAAACGAAAAAGUUAAUGAAAGGAAUACCAAGAGAUGCAUUUUCUCUUGCGAGGAUCAUGUUUUUAUUGAUGGGUUCUGGAGUUUUAGUUCCUGGAAUUUGUUACCAAUUGGCAGUAGAUUGGUUUAAUUUGAUAUUUCCAUCACGAGGUGAUUCCGAUUCUUUCAAUUUUAUAGACUUUUUAGAAUAUAUAUUGAGCUUGGGAUUCAAUAUUGGGCAGUUGGCAGCCAUAUUACUAUAUACUAUAUUUAUGUGGAGAAAAUCUGUACAUACCCUGAAGGCACAAACUUUUACUGUUGAACAAUUUAUUUUCAUGGGUUAUGCCCUAAACUUUGUCUGUGUAAUGGUGACUCUAUUUAUCAACAUGGUACUAGUCCUGCAAUAUGGAUUCAAUAAUAAGGAUGAUACCUAUGACAAGAUUUUCAUGCUAGUCUGUAUAGUUGUUUUGAAUUGUUUGGUUGGUGUGGGAAGUGGCGUACUAAGCUCAGCUGUCAUUUCUUUUGCUGCCAACUUUACUUGGAAAUAUACAGUCUUCUUUCUAGUUGGAUUGAGUUUGGGAAAUGCAGUCUUGUCAAUCUUUAGGCUGUUUUCGAGGCUCAUUUGGUAUGACACAGCACAAGGUUUAUUUAACAGUAUUAUUCUCUUUUUCUCUUUCAGUGCCAUCAUUCAGGUCAUUUGUAUCAUUGCUUUUAUUUAUUUACUGAGACUUCCCAUUACAAAGUAUUGUAAAGAACAUUACGUGAACAUGCAAACACCAACUCGAGACUUGGACGAGCAAAUUCGUAUCAGUCGAUUGGAGAAGGACAUGAUAAUGGAGCAGAAAAUGAAGGAAGAAGCGGACAAUGUUUCAUUCAAAUCUUCAGAAUCUAACGAACUUCCGACUGCCUCCACUGUUGGAGCAAUUAAUAAUGGUGGAGAAGGUGAAGAAACUGAGGACAAUACUCAAACAGAAUUAACAGAAAAACCUCAAGAAACAGAGGACUCAAAUAUUAAUGAAUUGAGCAUGACAUGGAUAUCACUGAUGAAGCGUCUUUGGUCUCCUGGACUUGGAAUUUUCGUUACAUUUUUAACCACCUUCUCUUUGGCUCCUGGUCUCAUUACAGAUAUCAAAUUUUAUCACGAUAGUAAGGUCUCUUGGAAUCCAAUUGUCACAUUAUCAAUUUUCAAUGUUUUCGAUUGUAUUGGACGAGCAUUACCAAACUGGAAGCGAACCAUUCUCUUGACACACAAACAAUUAUGGGUAUUGAUUCUAUUAAGAUUGGGUUUUAUUCCAACAGUGAUAUUUUGUGUGAAUCCUCUUCUCAUCACCCAACCCAUCUGGUAUGCUAUUAUUUUGGCUCUCUUUGGAUUGACGAAUGGCUAUUGUUGUUCGAUUGGUAUGGCAAGUGGGCCAUCCAUUGUUAAGGCUGUUCAACAAGAAAAGGCUGCCUACAUGAUGAGUUUCUUCCUUAAUUUUGGAUUAUUUGUUGGUUCUGCGGUGGGUAUUGGUGUGGGUUACUUGGUACACUUUGCUUUUUAA
Messenger RNA from Naegleria fowleri, 1716 nucleotides. RefSeq lists its product as uncharacterized. The coding region runs from base 1 to 1716 and encodes 571 amino acids. Lineage: Eukaryota; Heterolobosea; Eutetramitea; Acrasida; Naegleriidae. Gene Ontology annotation, molecular function: nucleoside transmembrane transporter activity. Gene Ontology annotation, biological process: nucleoside transmembrane transport. The record is from RefSeq and is a predicted model, not a curated record. Gene Ontology annotation, cellular component: plasma membrane. The transcript has a single exon.